AUGGAAAGCCUCGCCACUGCCGCACAAGGCUCGAGGCCCCAAGAACCACAACACACCUGGUGGCUUACAGUCUACUGCUACUGUACUGCUGUUGAGGCUGCGUGCUACGCUACACUGCCCGGCUACGGCGGUCGUGGUACCGAUAGGAUCUCUGCGCUGGCCGGGCUCGUUUGGUGGAGCAGGCCAGACAGACAGCGAUGCUACACGGAAGCAUUGGGGUGCAUGGCAUGGCUCGCGGGAAAAAGGGACUGGACAGCAAGACAGCCUGGACACAUGUACAGGUACCUCAGCAUCUACUGGUACACGACGUCAAUUGUUGCAUUUCAUGUCGAGUGCCGUGGCCUGCAGCUGCGCUCCACGCGGCGUGCGUGCCAGCAGAGGUCCAUCAUGGGCCUUACUGGACGAGUAGAUACGCCGUUAUGUAGGGAGGGAGCAUGCUCGCUGACGAUGAAUUGCGUCGGUGGUCUGGUGAGAAAAUGCUCGGACACUAGCCGCGUGUUCGCGAUGCGGUCUGAGUCCCCAUCCAUCGCAGGCACGAGUACUGUACAGAACGCACUGCGCACACGCUGGGGCCGCUGUACGCUGACUCCCUUGUCGCUCAGAGCCCGCUCAGAGCCCGCUCAGCUCCAGCGCACCCCUACCGUGAGCGCGUCCAGUCCACAAGUGGCUCCACCUCCUCAUGUCAUCCAUUUGGAACAGAGAGAGAAAAAGAAGUUCUGCUACCGAGUGGCUACCGAGUGGAUCAACUGGAUCAACCCACACACUCCUGAGCUGCUCAACACACUGACGUGCCACGGCCAGCCGCCGGCGGAUCUGGCCAUCUGGGGCUCUUCCCAGCUCUUGCUAGCUCUGCCUAGCAUCCUUGCUCGGCCCCUUGCUUUGCUCAGCGACGGAACGCGAUGCGUGUGGGCUCCAACCCCAGAGGCCCAGAAGCCCCGAGGCCCGGCAGGAGGGCGGCAAGCAGAAACGAAGCCAGCGCCAUGGCCGCCUAGCAUUGCUAGCCAGAAUCCCGCACGAGAUUGGCUCCAAGUAGGUUGGCCCAAGGUGACCCCGAUGGCUAGUGCUCUCGUCUCGCUCUGGCCUGGCCUGGCCUGGACUGGAGUGGCAUCCGAUGAAAUCUCGCGGGCUAAUGCGAAGCAACUGGCCGCGGCGCAUUCCCAUUUCUGCCCUCCCCCAUCCCCUCCUCUACCCUCUACGGCUUAA
Trichoderma harzianum CBS 226.95 is the source of this 1203-nucleotide messenger RNA. RefSeq lists its product as hypothetical. The record is from RefSeq and is a predicted model, not a curated record. NCBI's taxonomy places the organism in Eukaryota, Fungi, Ascomycota, Sordariomycetes, Hypocreales, Hypocreaceae. The coding region runs from base 1 to 1203 and encodes 400 amino acids. The transcript has 3 exons.